UGUUCUUGAUGCGUCCUUACUAGUUUCAUUUCAUUAGUCUCUCCUCAUGUCCCUAAACUGCAUGGGAUAAGCUAAAUAAUCCUCCAUGUGAAUGAAGACACUCAGACCAGCCAAGUACGCAAGAGAAGUGUUCUAGCAGCUCUAUUAAUUCAGAAAGUCUAUUGACUGUAACUCCUUACAAGUAACGUGGCUUUACCUAACUCAAUGGUGCAUUAGUUAUAGCUUAGCUACAGUUAGUUACCUUUUUGUUAUUCAGUUUCUCCUUUAUUUCAUCCUGUAUAUAAACACAAUUUGGUAUGAUCUUUGUUUAUCUGAUAUCAUUCUUUGAAUAAACUCUCUAGCCUUUCUUCUCUGUUCUUCCUCUCUCUGUUCAUCUCUUAGUUCUCUGUUCUUGCAACAGCAAACUUUUCUCUUGAUACUGCGAAUUGCUAUAUGGUAUCAGAGCCAAAGAGAUCACCAUGGCAUCAGAUCCAGUUAAUUUCUCAAACUCAAUGUCAUGCGAUUCAGAUCAGAAUCUUUCUUCAAUACAAUCAGGUGUCAAUUUUUCAUCUCUUGGGAAGCCACUACAUGUUGAAGAAUCCACAGGCAGCCCAGACAACUACCAAGUUUCAGAUUUUCAAUUCGAAGAAUACAUGAAGAAGAAGGCAAUUGACGUGAACAAAGCGCUAGAUGAGGCAGUUCCAUUACAGGAACCGGUAAAGAUUCACGAGGCUAUGAGGUACUCUCUUCUUCCUGGGGGAAAGCGUGUAAGACCGGUCCUGUGCAUCGCUUCCUGUGAGUUGGUGGGAGGAGAUGAGUUGCUGGCGAUCCCUAUGGCUUGUGCUGUGGAAAUGAUCCACGCCAUGUCACUUAUCCACGAUGACCUGCCAUGCAUGGACAACGAUGGCCUUCGGAGAGGCAAGCCCUCCAACCACAAGGCUUUUGGCGAAGCCAUGGCUAUUCUAGCUGGUGAUGCUCUCCUUUCCCUUGCUUUCGAGCAUGUAGCAGCGAGGACUGUUCAUGUUUCACCUGACCGGGUGGUUAGAGCAAUUGCUGAACUGGGUUCAGCGGUUGGGUCAGAAGGGCUUGUGGCGGGGCAAGUUGUGGACAUUUGUAGUGAAGGGAAGCAAGUGAAUUUGAAUGAGCUGGAAUACAUUCAUGUGCACAAAACAGCCAAGCUCCUGGAGGCUUCAGUAGUAUGUGGGGCGAUCAUGGGAGGAGGGAAUGUGAAUGAGGUGGAGAGGCUGAGGAAGUAUGCUAGGUGUAUUGGGUUGUUGUUUCAGGUGGUUGAUGAUGUUUUGGAUGCCACCAAGUCAUCGGAGGAGUUGGGGAAGACUGCAGGGAAGGAUUUGGCCACCAAUAAGGCGACCUAUACGAAGCUGAUGGGCCUGGACAAGGCUCAGAAGUUUGCCAGUGAACUCUUGACCAAAGCCAUGGAAGAGCUUCACUACUUCGACCCAAAAAAGGCUGCACCACUAUAUCACUUGGCUAACUACAUUGCUCAUAGACAAAAUUAGUCUAUUGUAAGAAUUGUUCUCUAUUUUGCUUGCUGGAAAGGGGGUGUAUAAUGUAUGUAAAAGUGGAACAAAUAUUUGUUAUCCAGUGCAUAUAAUGCAAGUAA
Molecule: messenger RNA, 1600 nt
Organism: Diospyros lotus (date-plum)
Lineage: Eukaryota; Viridiplantae; Streptophyta; Magnoliopsida; Ericales; Ebenaceae
Product: geranylgeranyl pyrophosphate synthase, chloroplastic-like
Exons: 2
Coding region: 459-1496 (345 amino acids)
Biological process (GO): isoprenoid biosynthetic process
Molecular function (GO): prenyltransferase activity
Source: RefSeq, a predicted model, not a curated record